AUGUGGCUUGUUCACGAGGCCAUACGCUCUGAUAUACCGCGUGAACUGGACCCAGAAACCAUAUACGCACGUUUGAUGACUAUGAAUUUCGCUGGCAUCCAUACAUCUACCUUCACAACGGUCAAUAUGCUACUCGACUCAUUGUCCCGGCCGGAUGUUUUCAACGCGAUGAAGGAAGAAAUCAAUAUGGAAUAUCAGCGCUCUGGAUGCGAAUGGAACAAACCUGCGGUAGACAAUCUUAGAUUUACCGAUAAUGUCCUCCGUGAGAGUAUGCGUUUGUCUGGUCCUAUUGUACGUCUGAUCAGAGAGAUAAAUGCCGAAAAUGGAGUGCAGUUAAACGGCGUGUCACUUCCCAAGGGAACAAAGAUUGCUGCCGAUAUGCACAAUAUGCAUCGUGACGAGGAAAUAUAUAAGGACGCCAACACUUUCGACCCAUUGCGCUUGAAUCCUUGCACCGGCCAGCCAAUGCCACCGGCUGUCGAGACGAGCGAAAAUUUUUUGCCUUUCGGGCACGGCCGACAUCCGUGUCCCGGUCGUUACUUCGCGAGCCAUGAGAUUAAAUUGAUCAUUGCGAUUAUUGUUCUGAAAUAUGAUGUCAAGUUCCUGGAGAAACGUCCACCAAAUAUGGUUCACGCAUUCUUCAGAUUCAGAACUCGAAAGUUCCUGAAUUCGGAUCUAUCCCGUUGCUACAAUCGCGUUCAGUACCAGGUUCGGUAUAUUCUUGAUACCGCUACUUUCUAA
Talaromyces amestolkiae is the source of this 741-nucleotide messenger RNA. RefSeq lists its product as uncharacterized. The record is from RefSeq and is a predicted model, not a curated record. The transcript has 3 exons. Bases 1 to 741 code for a protein of 246 amino acids. Lineage: Eukaryota; Fungi; Ascomycota; Eurotiomycetes; Eurotiales; Trichocomaceae. Gene Ontology annotation, molecular function: oxidoreductase activity, acting on paired donors, with incorporation or reduction of molecular oxygen; monooxygenase activity; heme binding.